AUGCUACCGUACCUGUUCCCUGACCUUGCUGCCUUUCCAACAGUCACUGACCUCAUUACGCACCUUCGCACUAGCGACACUCGCUACCGCGCUGCGCUUCCUGCUAAGUUCUGUGCCAAGAACCCCCCCCCCAUGUACAUCACCCUCUACUACAUAGUCACCCGGCUCCCUGACUCCUUUCGCUUACUCAGGGACCACUUCCUCUCAGUUUGCCCCACCACACUCACCGUUGACCUCCUCGAGGAGCGCCUCCUAGCAGCAGAGAAGAGCAUUGUCGCUGUAGGAGCCUCUCGUGGUGACCCUCGCACCCCCGUCUUUGAGGGGUGUUCCCCUACCUCCCUCUUGCCCUCUUUUGCCUCUGCUGCUGCGGCCGACCUCGUUGGUUUCGAGUCGGUCGGCGUUGCGUCUACCCCUAGUGGGAGACGCCGCACCGGCAAGGGCAAGGGGGGCAAGGGCGCUGGAGGGGCUGGCGGGGGUGGUGGAGGUGGUGGUGGAGGCAAUGGAGGGGGUGGGGGUGGUGGUGGGAGUGGUGGCGGGGGUGGAGGUGUCGGUGGCAGCAGUGGAGGCGGAGGAGGCGGCAGCGGUGGCGGAGGGAGCGGAGGCGGCGGAGGUGGCGGAGGCGGCGGAGGUGGCGGAGGCGGCGGAGGUGGCGGAGGCAGCGGCGGCAGCGAUGGAGCUGGUCGCGGCUCUGCACAGAGGAGUGGGUCUGGUGGUGGUCCGCGCCAGCAGCACCAGCGCACUCUCAGGUAG
Closterium sp. NIES-65 is the source of this 750-nucleotide messenger RNA. NCBI's taxonomy places the organism in Eukaryota, Viridiplantae, Streptophyta, Zygnematophyceae, Desmidiales, Closteriaceae. The record is from the annotation of a GenBank genome assembly.